UAGAUAUUAAACUACCUUCAAUGUUUAUUUACAGGUUCACGUCUCAUCAACAAAGUCUUCGUAUGUCCACGAUGUGGUGAACGGCUUUACGGAGAGUGCGAGCUCAAAUCACACUUGGCAGACAAACACCAUGUAGUCGCUCCCAUCACUGAUGUUGCUAUAUUGUGCAAAUUUAGGAACAUCCUGUUGCAACCAGGUCUGGGGCAUAUUGAAAUAAAUAUGAUCAAGGGUCUAUUCAAGUUCCUAUGGGAAGUCUUCCUUAAAGACAUUGCCAAGAUGCUGGGGUACCGAAGCCCUAAAGCUCAACUGGCAGCCCAUGCAGCAUCUGACCACCACAAAAGUUUUCAGAUGGUGGAAAUUGCUUUGUUUGGCAUGGCCGACGAGCUUCUAUUGCCAUACUUUAGAGAACGUAUGGCAGCUGGUGUAGGAGUGUCGGCUGUGGACUUCAUGGUGUGGAUGAGGGAUGUUGCGAGUCCAAACUUCCUGUUUAUGGUUGAUAUUGUAUUUACAUAUCUUUUGUCUGUUUAUGUUUUCCGUGCUGGGAUUCGACGCAACAACAGCAGUGUCAUCCUGAGUAGUCGCGCUUCCUUUACCGACCUUUUCUAUGGGUUAAACAUGACCCACUACCAAGAGCUAGAGUUGACGGACUUAAUGGUUCGCGCUCAGGCACCCCCACAGGUUAAACACUUCCUGGCAGCGACUGAAUCUUUUUCAGUUUCCGGUAAUCACAGCAAAGGUGAAGCUGGUGACUUCAUCCUGGAAGCGAAGAACAGGCGAUGCAAAAUGUGGAUGCCGCCUGGAGUACCUACGGAACAGAGAUGGUUGAGAGUGUGUAGGAACUUCGACAGAUUAGAAGAGAUCCGCGCUAACCUUCUUGGGUUGUUUGAUCUGGGACAAAAGGAACGAGAUAUGCAGCACACCGAUCUUACAACGGAGACCUUCCAAUGGCGGUUGAUAUUACGUAGCAGUGGCUAUUUGUCAGCUCCGAAAGUUACGAGGACACACACCAGCAUAUCCGGGGAAGCGCUAGACGAGGAUUUGAUAAACUUUAAGCGCAACUGCCAAGAUAACCGGAAGGUUUACAACCACAAGUUCUGUGAAGGGAGCAAAGCUAAAUUGACGCCAAUUUUUGUGCUACCUGCCGACCGCACCAAAUUUCACCAUAUAUCGAGGAAAACCAAAGGGGAGUUAGAAGUCAUGCUUUUGGGUCUUGAAUAG
Mizuhopecten yessoensis (Yesso scallop) is the source of this 1218-nucleotide messenger RNA. RefSeq lists its product as uncharacterized. The transcript has 4 exons. The record is from RefSeq and is a predicted model, not a curated record. Bases 220 to 1218 code for a protein of 332 amino acids. Lineage: Eukaryota; Metazoa; Mollusca; Bivalvia; Pectinida; Pectinidae.